AUGGCUCUUUCAAAAGGUCUGCAACUGUUGUUCGCGGUCGCAUUCCUGCUCUGCUCAAUGACCAACUUGCCAGUGCGUGGAUGGUUCUGGAGAGCGAAACUCAAACAUUUUCCAUGUCACGUUCCUGUACCUCCUGCACCUCUCUAUGGUGCUGUCCACAAGACUAGUCACACAAAAGGACUGUUUGUGUACACAAUGGUGACGUACACCUGUUUCAAUGGAUAUAAGCUGGUUGGAAGUAGCAGGAGAACUUGUUUAUAUAGGUGGCUGGGCACGGACCCUGUUUGCCAGUUGGCUGUGUUUGACUCUGUCAUGGGGACGUGCGAUUUUAGCUACAGCAACAAUUGUGUAUACGUCAACAGUGCUGACAAUGAGUUCUCGUGGAUCCAAGAGACAAUAACUACCACAGUAAACAACUUCACAACCGGACAAGACACUGCCCUUGAUAUACCAGGGCAUAAAUCUCUUAGUUUCCCAAAGAACGCUGAUUUUGUAGUGGAUCUAGGGACAACAAAGUCAGUAGAUGUUUUCAAAUCGACUUUAAUCACAGUGCCACUGCAGCUUGGAUCCAACGCUGGUAGCACAAAAAGACGAAGUCUGGUAGUUUCCAGUCCCAUUUUAAGGCACCAAGUACAUCAACUCAGCAGAAGAAGUGGUAACGCGAAGACAACCAAGACAACCAUUAUAGUUCUGUCUCCUACUCGAGUUGUGUCUAACCAGUUGUUUGAAGUUGGAGCGUUUAUCAAGCACAGCAGCAAUAACUACAUCAAGUUCACAUUUACAGCCAGCCAAGGUCUGGGUUAUGUCCUCGUCGUUUAUGCACACUGCCUCCCUGACCCACCAGGACACCUGGACCAAGUUGGGAGCAUAGAUCCUGUAGGACAGCACAAAACCUUCACGAUUUCUGCAUUGUCAUCUAGUGGAAGUCACACUGUCUGUCUCAACCUGAGGGACUCUGUAAGCUGCCACAAUUUUGCUAUGCGAUUCAGCGCCAGUAUUCUCCAUCUUAAAACUCAGUCAGCUCGUAUGACCUUUACACCAAAAGGAGUAUACUACAGCGCUGCAGAAGCAGGAUGUCGAGAUGUAGCCAAUGAGACAUAGAAGUAUUCAGCAUCAUACAGACAGACAGUAUAGUGUGCUGAGUGUGAUGCUACACGUCUAGAAUAUGAAUAAGAUGCAUAGAGCUAGUUGUUAGUCUGUGAAGUUUCAUAAUUAGUCUGACACACAGAGUUUGGUAGCUAGUUUCCUUCCUUUUUUCUGGUAAAGUUUACAUAAUUUGUUUGUGGCAGAUAAAACUGAUUGUAUUUUAAUUAAGCACUUUUUAAUAACUUCUAUAUACCACCAGCCUUACCCACCCACAGUUUUGUAUAUCUCAGUGAUUUUCCUACAAUACAUUUGAUGCGUCCUGGGACGCAUUUGAGGAGGUUGGG
Molecule: messenger RNA, 1430 nt
Organism: Corticium candelabrum
Lineage: Eukaryota; Metazoa; Porifera; Homoscleromorpha; Homosclerophorida; Plakinidae
Exons: 5
Coding region: 1-1101 (366 amino acids)
Source: RefSeq, a predicted model, not a curated record